Molecule: messenger RNA, 196 nt
Organism: Podarcis lilfordi (Lilford's wall lizard)
Lineage: Eukaryota; Metazoa; Chordata; Lepidosauria; Squamata; Lacertidae
Source: the annotation of a GenBank genome assembly
CUUAGCGUUUCAGCAUCUGGCGAUGCGAAACCACUCGUGCCAGCGUACUCCCUGGGGUACCGAAAAGAAGGUUUUCAUCGUCGAAUCAGUCGCAGCGACGGCUACGAAAAAAUUGAAAAUGACGCGGCGAUCGGCGGAAAUGCGACGUUCGCAAUUCGCCAAAUGGUCUUGGCUGAUAUGGCGAAGGUUAUCAUCG